CUCCUCCCUUGUUGAGCCAGCCAGAAACAAUGGAACGUUCGUUCAAUCAUUGACAAGCAGUCGUCCAGCAUCCUGCCCCACGCAGCACAUCCGGCGCCCAUUCACUCGAUCCUAAACGAAGGCGUCACUCGCCAUGCAAGCGAAGCAAACAAGGGCCACGGCACUAGAUAUCCCACAACACCACGUAUCUACUGAUUCUACUAGUACUCACCAUGGCUUGGACUGCGGACAAAGUCCCGCUCCCCGAACUCGUCGAGGCGCCAGAUGAAAUCGACCAAAAAGCGCACCAGCUCGCCGAGCUCACCGGGCAGAGCAAACACUUCAUCGUCUUUACUGGGGCCGGCGUGUCAACGUCAGCCGGCAUUCCCGACUUCCGAGGUCCCGACGGCGCAUGGACACUGCAAGCCCAGGGCAGGCAGCGGACCACUGCCGCCGUCAGCACCCUGCAGGCCAUCCCAACCGCCACGCACAUGGCUCUCGUUGAGCUUCAGAACCCGGGCUUGUUGAAGUACCUCGUCAGCCAGAACUGCGACGGGCUGCACCGGAGAAGUGGCAUCUUGCCGGACAAAAUCUCGGAGCUGCACGGCAACAACAACCGCGAGAUCUGCAAGGACUGCGGCAAGGAGUAUAUCCGCGACUUCCACGCCGAGUUGGCGCUCGCCUACGACCAUGCCAAGAAGGCCGAUCUCUGUCUUGUGCUGGGUUCCUCGCUGACCGUGUCGCCCGCGAACGACAUCCCAGAAGUCGUCGGCAAGCGGCGGCGACAGCGGGGCGGCGCCAAGCUGGCCAUUUGCAACCUGCAGGCUACCCCGCUGGAUGCCAUGGCCGACCUGCGGGUGCACGCGAAGACGGAUGAGUUGAUGGUGAAGGUGAUGCGCAAGUUGGGCAUGGGAAUCCCGGGGUUUGCCCUGCAGCGGCGGCUUUCUGUGCAUGUGGAGGCGGCCGGGGAGCGCAGGGCCGGGAUAGGUAAGGUCAUUGUGUCGGGUGUUGAUGUUGACGGGACGCCUGUUUCGUUCUUGAGGUCGGUGAAGUUGGUCAAUAAUCAGCAGGUGCUGAAGACGGAGCCGUUUGAGUUUGAUGUGCGGGGCCUUGGGGGUGGGCUGGAGCUGAAGAUGGAGCUUGAGUUCAUGGGUCAUUACGGCGAGCCGAAUCUGGAGGUGGUGCACCUUGUCCAGGAGGCUGAGAUUGGGAUUCCGGUGGUGUAUGUUUUGGAGUACAAUCCGUCUAACGGGGAGCGGAAAGCCGGACGGCAGUACACUACUCACAUGGUAGCUCACAGCCAUGAAUACAGGGGAGGUGUACCAUGUCUGGUCUAAUGGAUUUAGUGUUGGGGCCUGGGAACAGGUUAGGCUCCCCGGGAACCGAGACGAGAUUCACGAGAACUGGGAAUUUGUCCAUCUCAGAGUGUCAAAGUAUCAUUAUGAGACGGAAUUCAUCGUGGCAAGAAUUGAC
This is a messenger RNA of Chaetomium strumarium, 1452 nucleotides long. RefSeq names its product DHS-like NAD/FAD-binding domain-containing protein. The record is from RefSeq and is a predicted model, not a curated record. The transcript is spliced from 4 exons. Gene Ontology annotation, molecular function: transcription corepressor activity; NAD+ binding. The coding region runs from base 213 to 1316 and encodes 367 amino acids. NCBI's taxonomy places the organism in Eukaryota, Fungi, Ascomycota, Sordariomycetes, Sordariales, Chaetomiaceae. Gene Ontology annotation, biological process: negative regulation of transcription by RNA polymerase II. Gene Ontology annotation, cellular component: nucleus.